AUGGAGCCCAUUACCCGCAAGUCAGAGCUUCCCUUCCUCGACGUGGUCCCACGCACCCCCCAAACGGGACGGUCGCUGUUGCGGCCCACCGGCUCCGACGAGAUGCACGAUCUGCUCUGCGUAGGCUUCGGUCCGGCCUCACUGGCCAUCGGCAUUGCGCUGAACGACGCCAUGGACCCCGCCCUCGGCUCCAAGACCAACUUCAAGCCCAAGGUCUGCUUCCUGGAGAAGCAGAACCAAUUCGCCUGGCACUCCGGUAUGCUGGUGCCCGGCUCGCGCAUGCAGAUCUCCUUCGUCAAGGACCUCGCCACCCUGCGUGACCCCCGCAGCAGCUUCACCUUCCUUAACUACCUGCACCACAAGAACCGUCUCAUCCACUUCACAAACCUGGGCACCUUCCUGCCCGCGCGUAUGGAGUUCGAGGAUUACAUGCGCUGGUGCGCAAACCGCUUCGAGAACGUCGUGAACUACGGCGAGGAGGUUGUCGAGGUCGUCCCCGGUCAGACCGAUGCCAGCGGCGUCGUGGAUUACUUCACCGUGGUCUCGCGCAACACCGGUACCGGCGAGAUCACCUCCCGUAACUCCCGCAAGGUCGUCAUUGCCAUUGGCGGCAAGGCUAAGAUGCCGCCUGGUUUCCCUCAAGAUCCCCGCAUCAUGCACUCUUCCAAGUACUGCACCACCCUCCCCCAGAUGCUGACCGACGACCUGGCCCCCUACAACAUUGCCGUCGUCGGCAGUGGCCAGAGUGCCGCCGAGAUCUACCACGAUCUCCACCGCCGCUACCCUAACUCACGCACUACCCUGAUCCUCCGUGACUCCGCCCUGCGUCCCAGUGACGACUCUCCCUUCGUCAACGAGAUCUUCAACCCCGAACGCAUCGACAAGUUCUACGAAAUGUCCAAGGAAGAGCGCACCCGCCGCAUCGCCACCGAAAAAGCAACCAACUACAGCGUCGUCCGCCUCGAACUCAUCGAAGCCAUCUACAACGACAUGUACCUCCAGCGCGUCGAAAACCCCGACGAAACCCAAUGGCAACAGCGCAUCCUCUCCGAGUCCGCAAUCUCCCGCAUCGAGCACCACAACCCCUCCAACCGCAUGCGCCUCCACGUCAAGUCCGUAAAGAACGAGUCCGAAAAGGAAGUUCUGGACGUCGACGCCGUCAUGGUCGCGACAGGUUACCUGCGCGACGCACACGAGGAGAUGCUCGACAACGUGCGCUCUCUCCAACCUGCUGGUGCAUCCGGGUGGAACCCUGGUCGUGAUUACCGGGCCACGCUGGAUGGGAAGAAGGUCUCUGCCGAUGCGGGCAUUUGGCUGCAGGGAUGUAAUGAGAAGACUCAUGGAUUGAGUGAUUCGUUGCUGUCGGUGCUGGCGGUGCGUGGUGGUGAGAUUGUUAACUCGGUGUUUGCGGAUCAGUUAGCGGGCGUGGUGCAGGACACCCGUGUACGUGCUAUGCUGUGA
Penicillium brevicompactum is the source of this 1461-nucleotide messenger RNA. RefSeq lists its product as uncharacterized. Bases 1 to 1461 code for a protein of 486 amino acids. The record is from RefSeq and is a predicted model, not a curated record. NCBI's taxonomy places the organism in Eukaryota, Fungi, Ascomycota, Eurotiomycetes, Eurotiales, Aspergillaceae. Gene Ontology annotation, biological process: intracellular iron ion homeostasis. The transcript has 2 exons.